Exophiala spinifera is the source of this 1545-nucleotide messenger RNA. RefSeq lists its product as uncharacterized. The record is from RefSeq and is a predicted model, not a curated record. Lineage: Eukaryota; Fungi; Ascomycota; Eurotiomycetes; Chaetothyriales; Herpotrichiellaceae. Gene Ontology annotation, biological process: transmembrane transport. Gene Ontology annotation, molecular function: transmembrane transporter activity. The transcript has 4 exons. Gene Ontology annotation, cellular component: membrane. Bases 1 to 1545 code for a protein of 514 amino acids.
AUGGAGGACUACUCCAAGACUCCUGAUGCGGCAGCCAUGAAUGCACCCGCGACCAAGGCUGGCGAAGUCGACGGCGACGAGCUGCGGCUGGCUCAGAUGGGCCACACACAAGAACUGAAGCGGCACUUUACCACACUUUCUUUGAUCGGGCUGGCGUCCACCACGACCAUCUCUUGGACCGGCCUGGGUUUGGGUAUAGUGACCGAGAUCAACGCCGGCGGUCCUGGGGCCAUCAUCUAUGGGUUCAUUCUUGUCACGCUCCUCCAGUGCUUCCUGGGAGCUUCGCUCGCGGAGUUCGUGUCGAGCUACCCGACCGAAGGCGGCAUGUACCACUGGAUCGCGGCCGUGGCCCCCAAGCGGAUGAUGGCGUUCUUGAGCUUCGUCACCGGCUGGUUCACCGUGGCUGGAUGGAUUUUCACGACCGCCUCGACGAAUCUGAUCUACGCUCAGACCCUUGGGGCUCUGAUUGCCGUGUACCACGAAGACCUCGUCUUGACCACCUGGCAGAUUUUCAUCAUCUACCAGGGGCUGAACCUGCUCACCGCGGCCGUGGUCAUGUUUGGCAACCGGGUGAUCCCGGCGUUGAACAAAUUCUCCCUCUUUUACCUACAAAUCGGCUGGUUGGUGGUCCUGGUCACCGUGGUCGCAUGUGCCCCGACGCACCGUCGCAGCGAAUUUGUCUUUCGGACCUGGAUCAACAACACCGGGUGGAACAACUCGGUCAUCUGCUUCAUCACGGGCCUCGUCAACCCACUCUACAGUCUGGGCGGCUUGGACGGUAUCACGCACAUCACGGAAGAAAUGCCAAAUCCUUCCCGCAACGCCCCCAUUGCACUUUGCAUCACCCUGUCCAUUGCGUUUUUCACCGGCAUCACCUACCUGAUCGGUCUCAUGUUCAGUGUCCAGGACUAUGCGGCGUUGUCCACCACCAACACGGGCCUGCCGCUGUGCGAACUCUUUCGACAAGCGACCCAGUCUGCCGGUGGCGCUUUUGGUCUGACCUUCAUCCUCUUCGUCGCACUCGGACCCUGCGUCAUCUCAUCCCAACUGUCGACCGGCCGUGUCUUUUGGGCCUUUUCUCGCGACAACGCCCUACCCUUCUCCCCGGUGUGGGCUCGCGUCAGCGGCCGCUUCGGCAUGCCGCUCAACGCGCAGCUCGGCGUGACCGCCGCCAACGCCCUGCUCGGUUGCAUCUACCUGGGCAGCAGCACCGCAUUCAACAGCAUGCUGGGCUCUGCCGUCACCAUCAACAACUGCGCCUAUUUGAUCCCGAUCCUGACCAACAUGUUGACCGGGCGCAGGAACAUGUACCGGGGUUGGUUCCACAUGAACGGGCUCUUGGGUUGGGUCGUCAACGGCGUGACGGUCUGCUGGCUGCUCUUCGCCAUCGUCUUCUUCAGCUUCCCGUACAGUAAGCCGGUCGAGGUGUCCAACAUGAACUACACCUGCGUUGUUCUCGGCGGCCUCGUGGUGCUGAUUCUGGGAUGGUGGUUUGUGGCGAAAGGGAAAUAUAAGCAGAAGAUUGCGGCGGCCAAGGAGCAAUAG